GCCAUUUUGCUGGUUUUUUCUGGUUUCAGGGGCAUUACAGGCAGUUUGAAAGGUUUGUUAUAGUCAUGGAAAGGCUGAACUCUAAUCUGUACCUGCAUAACUGUUACAUAAUGAAGGAGAAUGAGAGGCUGAGGAAGAAAGCGCAGGUUCUCAACCAGGAGAAUCAAGCCCUGCUCUCUGAGCUGAAACAGAAACUCUCCAAGGCCAACUCAAAGGGAAAUUCAGCAAAAGACCUCAACCUCAGCUCCAGUUCUAACCUAAAUUCUCCCAAUUCUAGCCAACCCUGAUCCAGCAGGAUAGACACCAUAACCCCACAUAAACUCCCCCUUGCCCUUUUUUUGCGUGUAAAACCAUAGCCAAACAGUAGUAGUAGCUUCGUUUCAGUUAAAUAGGAUAUUACA
Messenger RNA from Durio zibethinus, 401 nucleotides. NCBI's taxonomy places the organism in Eukaryota, Viridiplantae, Streptophyta, Magnoliopsida, Malvales, Malvaceae. The record is from RefSeq and is a predicted model, not a curated record.